AUGUUCGAAAACCAAGCAAGGGUUGACAGGUUUAAUACCUCAAAAGCCCUAUUUCAUUGCAAGCUUGCUGAAGGUGCUCCAGUUAGUCCUCAUGUGAUUAAGAUGAUUGGGUACAUUGAGAGCUUGCAGAGAAUGGGUUUUCCCCUUGAUGACGAUCUCACCACCAACGUGAUACUGCAGUCCCUGCCUUCUAGCUUUGAACCGUUCAUCCUGAACUAUCACAUGAAUGGUUUGAAGAAAUCGCUCACUGAGUUGCAUGGGAUGCUUAAGAUGACAGAGGCGAGUCUUAGGAAGACUCCUGGUCAUGUGAUGACAGUCCAGAAGGGUAAGAAGCGUAAGCACCUAGUGAAGGCUAAGAAACCUGCCGAAAGUGGGACUUCCGGGCAGGCGUCCAAGGCCAAAGAAAAAUAA
This is a messenger RNA of Setaria italica (foxtail millet), 411 nucleotides long. RefSeq lists its product as uncharacterized. The transcript has a single exon. Lineage: Eukaryota; Viridiplantae; Streptophyta; Magnoliopsida; Poales; Poaceae. The record is from RefSeq and is a predicted model, not a curated record. The coding region runs from base 1 to 411 and encodes 136 amino acids.